AUGGAUGGUGAGGAUUCGAGCGGACAAUCAUGGACCAGAGAUCUCGUACAGGAGGACUGGGCAAAAGCUAUGCAAAUCGCUCAGGGAAGACUUUUGACCAGCAGUACCAGAAUACGCCUGCAAUUCUUACAGGAGGAACUUUUAUGGCUUGCGACCAACGGAGGAUUGAGCCUAAGGCAGAUUAUGGAUGUUUUUAAACUCCUGACACAAACAUACCCCCGAUACGUUGAUGGUCCUUCUCGCGAUGCUGUCGAGGAAGUGGGAAUGACGUUGAUUGAGAAGGAUGAGACAGCUGAUGCUGGCCAAAAGUUGGGAGUCACGGAGCAAGUGCUAGGAUGGCUUGCGAAUGAAGUAUCCCACAUAGUUAAGCGUGGUUCACCAAGCACAUACGCACCUGCAGAUAUAUUCGUUCUCUUGAGCUGGGCAUGCGGGCUUUAUGCGACGUGUCUACGAUCUUCUCCUGGCUUUACUUCUUCCCCUCCGUGGAAAGUGCUCGUCGAAAUCUUUGCGACGCUUCUCGAUAUGCAGCUUAACCGCUCUACGCGAACAAAACCAACUAUGCAGAAAAGUGCAUUUGUCCGUACACGCAGAGCCCUUCGGUCUACACCGGAAGAGCUUCCCACUCUCAUGGCGACACUCGUAGCGCAAGCAAAAUCUAGCCAAACUCCUCUCGUACAGAUUUCGUUGCUGAGCACUGCUGUGGAUGUGACACUUCGUCUGAAAAAUGUGAAGGAGGAAUCGCUCACCCAAAUUCCUUCUGCGAUCAAGAAUGACAUCCUCAAUCUUUAUACGACUUGCGUUGUAAUGUCCAAAAAUCCUGUUCCAUCGCACUCCUCUAGCGCGCUUCAUGAUUUCAUAGGGACUUGUGUAACCUCUAGCGAUCUAACUGCAACUGUAUUACCAGCUAUGGAGAAGGCACUCUUACGAUCACCAGAAUAUUCACUAAGUGUAAUCGCAGAUUUUUUACUUGCGUACUCUCAUAACCUCGACUCUGCCACAUUCAAAAAACUCCUCACCGCCUCCCUCAAUUCCGCUAAGUCUAACAACCCUGUUGUGCGCACAAAUUCCAUAGGGCUUUUUAAGGUCCUGAUCUCCAAAGACAUCGACUCUACUAGCGUCGGUGCAGCCCUCACGGAUGUUUUGACAUUGCCCAAGACUGGUAAAACUACAGGCCCAGAGCAUCGACUUACGCUUUAUGCAAUGCUCGCCACGAUGCCACCAAGCGCUGAGGUUUCGGCCAUGGUCGUCCAGAAUGUACCUCAGCUGCUCGUGAAGGAAACGAAUGAUGCGGCCGUUGGGGUGCUGGCAUCGAUCAUGGCGGCACAUCUCACUUUCAUCCUCAAGGCAAAUAUGGAAGUACCUGCAGACGCGACGACUGUGAUUGCGAAGGAGAUGACCAACACGAAACCCGUCAUCAGGAGAGCUUUUGUGUCUAUCACUGGGUCGGCGCUCUGGAACGUCGACACGGUCGACACCGACGCCGUUUUGGCCUUUUCAACGGGUAUCACAAGUGCUCUUGAAACUAACCUGAAGGUUGUGACUGCAAAUCCUCUAACUGCAGCGGUUGGCCCGUUGGAGGGGUAUGUUGCCCUUGCUCUGCUCAUGGGUCCCCUGACAAACACGGGAAAGUUUGGCGAUAUCAUAGCUCGCAACGUAUCUAUCGAAAUUCUGACUGGCACACAAGCCAAGCCAUCAUUCAUCAUCUCGGACAAAAUAUAUCAAAAAUUGACUGACGUAGAAGACGAGCUAUGGCUUCUACGUGCCGCGAACCUAUCUCUUUUCCGCUUGAAGAACGAGCUGGCUAAAAGCGAGCAAUUACGGCUAUCAUCUGAAGUUCGCAGGGUAGCGAUUCGGACUAUCGAAGCAGCUGUUCAGUUACUCCCACAGCUUGUCAUUCCAAUCCUGCGUGAAACGCUGACAGCCUCGUUGAUCAAAGAGAAGUCGGCUGUUGUCAAGAGCGCGCCAGUGAAAGAAGAAACGGAAAAAUCUGCUCCAGACAAUCGGCGAAGGUAUGCAGCAUUGCUACUGUGCUGCGGUAAUAAGGAAGAAGCAGGUGCGGAGGAGAGAGACGAUCAACUAGUAGACCUCAUUGUUCUAGCACAUCACUCUGUCGUUUGUCCUCCAUCCCGCAUGCUAUGGAUCGAGUUGUGCCAGAAGGCUGGUGUGGACCCGCACGAUUUAAUCUCUCGCCGUGUUGACCAGGCGAUGUCGAGCAUUUUGACAGCAUCCACCAUCGAUUUGAAGUUUGGCUUUGCGGACGCGAGCUAUCAAGCAAUUAGCACAUUGGCGUUUGUAUGUUCCGAAAGCGUAUUACCGAAGAUCGUGGAACAGUUACGUGCCGACAUCGACCCUUCGACAAUCAAUGCACUGUCCGAGGCUGAGUUUGGUAUCUGGGAAACGCCAGAAGGCAUGACGUACGUAGAUGUUCUCUCCUCUCAGAAGGCCGAGGAAGGUCCCAAGAAGGGGAAAGACGCUGACAUUGCCCGCUGGGAGGCCGAGCUUCGUAAAUCGCUUGCGAACAAGAAGGGCGGUGCGACAACUACGCUUUCGAAACAAGCUCAAGCACUCGUACAAGCACAGCUGGACAAGGAAGCAGUUGUGCGGCAGCGAGUCACCGCUAUCAAACUCAAUCUGCAACGAGGGCUGUCGUAUAUUCAGAGUUUAGCGUCUAUCAAUGUCCCCGAGUUGCGCAUGUAUGUUUCCUUCAUUUUAUCGCUCUUGUUGGAGGGAGCUAUGCGUCAGGGGUCGAGGCUUGUCGGGUCGCAAGCUUUUGAAGCCUAUUUGGACCUCGCCAAGUGCUGCUCAGCACGUUUAGACACAUUUCACAAGUGGGUUGGUGUGGCGACAUUGCGAAGCCUUGGGAUAGCAUCGGUGCCCGAAGAACUGCAGGCUGAGCAACUUAGCUCUCUUGUGCUACGCGUUCUUUAUCGUCUGCGAUCGCUAUCGGAACAAACUCCGUUUGAUGCUGCAACCUUUUCCUAUGCAUUUCCACUCCUUGCACAGGUGCUGCUGAAAGGUGGUGUAGACGCCGGCCAAGAUGAUGGCGAUGAAGCACUCGAGCAAGUAACUCUCGUGCUUGACAUCAUCAGGUUUCAUUGCAGCGAAUUUUCGGAUGCGGCAUUUCCUCGAAAAGCAACCAUGGAGCACGUCCUCCACGUCAUAAGGCAUCAACCGCGACUUAGCAAGGAAGCAUCAUCUGUUCUCAUUGACCUCGGAGAGGCUGUGCAGUCGAAUGCAACCCGCGCUGAGGUCGGUGUGCUCAUUGAUGGCACACUAUUGCAAGAGGUCUACGUUAGGAAUGCUUGUCUACAAGCUAUCCAGCCAUUCGAUUUAACUGAUCUUGAUUGGUCUCCGCAACUUUGGAUAGCCUGUCAUGAUGAUGACGAGCAGAACGCUCGUCUCGCCAAUCACGUGUGGGAGGAUAACGGCUUGGAUGUGCCAGAAGAUUUCCUUGAUAAGCUCAUGAACUAUCUGGAGCACAACAACGCGUACGUUCGAACCAGCACGGCAUCGGCCAUUGCGGAGGCUGUGAUCUAUUGGCCUCGAAAGAGCGCACUGACCAUAGUUGCUCUACAAGAAUUCUACCGGGAGAAGGCUAAAAUUCUUGCACCCGAGUUCGACGAAUAUGGCAUGGUUAUCGCUUCUAGCCUCGAUCGCUCCGAUCCAUGGACUACCCGGGUGGCGGUGGCCCUUGCAUUUGAGCACUCGGCUCAGUCAUUCACAGAGGACCAGAUUGAACCAUUCUUCGUAUUUUUGAUUAAGGACGAAGCAUUAGGUGACAGGUCACCGGAUGUGCGCCGCGGCAUGCUUCGGGCUGGAACUGCCGUGAUCGACAUUCAUGGCUCAAAACGGCUUGCGGGACUACUCUCGACUUUUGAAGAACAUCUAAGUGGCCCGAGUCCUGCGAACGAAACUGGAGAUCAAAUCAAGGAAGCCGUUGUCAUUCUGUUCGGGCGCGUCGCCAGGCAUCUCGAUGCCUCAGACACACGCAUUCCCAGCAUUGUCGACCGACUGGUCGAAGCUCUUAAGACUCCGGCAGAACAAGUCCAAAUAGCUGUUUCUGACUGUCUUGUCCCUUUAGUGAAGCUCAUGGGCCCGGGCGUUCGCAAGCUCGUUGAUCACUUGUUCGAGGAACUCUUCGAUGGACCGAAAUAUGCCAGUCGACGGGGAGCUGCCUAUGGUCUUGCAGGUACCAUUAAGGGUUUGGGAGUAGGUGCCAUGAAAGAAUACGAUGUCAUCAACCGCCUUCGGACAGCUACCGAGGACAAAAAGCGUUUCGAAACGCGUCAAGGUGCAAUGUUUGCAUUCGAAACUUUGUCGAAUACACUUGGUCGACUAUUCGAGCCCUACAUCACAUUUAUCCUCCCCAUUCUCCUGACUGCAUUCGGCGAUACGACAGCAGACGUACGCGAGGCUGCUCAAGAUGCAGCAAGGGUAAUCAUGGGUAAUAUGUCUGGAUAUGGUGUCAAGCUCAUUCUCCCUUCCUUAUUGUCUGGUUUGGAUGAGAAACAGUGGAGAUCCAAAAAGGGUUCCAUUGAAUUGAUGGGCAUGAUGGCCUACUGUUCGCCCCGACAACUAUCACUCUCACUGCCCAUCGUCAUUCCGCGCCUUACUGGCGUUCUGACGGAUACCCAUGCUCAAGUCAAAACCGCGGCCAACAAGAGUCUAAAACAGUUUGGAGAAGUCAUCAACAACCCCGAGAUACAGGCUCUUGUUCCGACGCUACUGAAGGCGCUUGUGGAUCCUGCGAAGACGACAAACGCUUUAUCAGCCCUCCUAAAAACAUCAUUCAUGCACUACAUCGAUCACUCUUCUCUGGCGCUGGUCAUACCCAUUAUCGAGCGUGGAUUACGGGAACGAGGGACGGAGGGCAAGAAGAGAGCCGCCCAAAUUGUUGGCAAUCUUGCAUCUUUGACGGACUCUAAAGAUUUCGUGCCGUACUUGUCUUCGCUCUUGCCGUUGGUGCAUCUAGUUCUGGUUGAUCCUGUGCCGGAAGCACGCGCGACUGCUGCCAAAGCGCUCGGGACGCUUGUUGAACGUCUUGGAGAAGGCCACUUCCCGACAACACUUAAGACCGACACCUCAGGUGUUGAUCGACAAGGAGCGGCUCAGGGUCUCAGUGAAGUGCUGUCCGGACUCGGCAUGGAACGGCUUGAAGGCCUUCUCCCUGACAUCAUCGCCAACGCGCAGUCCCCUCGGAGUACCGUUAGGGAAGGUUUCAUGUCUCUCCUCGUGUAUCUACCGGCUACCUUUGGCGCUCGAUUCCAACCACAUUUACCGAAAAUCAUAUCCCCCAUCUUGAGCGGACUGUCUGACACGGAAGAAUACGUUCGGGAAGCUGCUAUGCGAGCAGGGCGGAUGAUUGUUACCAAUUACUCCACCAAGGCGAUCGACUUGCUCCUGCCUGAACUUGAACAGGGCAUGUUCGAUGCCGGCUGGCGCAUUAGGCAAUCAUCGAUCACUCUUGUUGGAGAACUCUUAUUCAAGGUAUCAGGCAUUAGUGGAAAGGCUGAAGUUGAAGAGGAAGAGGAAGUGGCUGAAGUUGCAGUCGUAGAAUCUUCUCGCCGGGCGCUCACAGAUGUUCUUGGAGAGGACCGUCGUAACCGUAUUCUAUCGGCAUUGUAUCUUGCAAGGCAAGAUGCAGUCAACGUUGUUCGUCAGUCUUCUAUUCACAUCUGGAAGGCACUCGUGCACAACACACCCCGCACUGUACGCGAAAUUCUCCCGGAGCUUGUCAGUCAGUUGGUGAAACUGUACUCUAGCGAGGAGUUCGAACAGCAAGAGACUGCCACUCGUACCGCUGCGGAGCUAAGCCGCAAGUCUGGCGAGAAGGUUCUGGGCGAAAUUUUCUCAAUUCUUCAUGCCAAGUCGCAUUCUCCUGACAUUCGUACCCGUGAAGGUGUCUGCCUUAUGCUGUGCGACGUAAUGGAGAGCACAUCCGAUGCACAACGUGAUGGCCACGAAAACGAAAUCAUUAACAUGGUCCGUGCCUCCCUGGUGGAUGACGACGCUAGUGUACGUUCGGCGGCCGCGAAGGCGUUUGAUGUACUUCAAGAACAUCUCGGCGCAAAAGCGAUUGACCAGACGAUCCCCACUUUGUUAGAGGCUUUACGCCAGCCAGGUGCAAGUUCAGACACCGCACUUCAAGCCUUGAGGGAGGUCAUGUCGGUCCGGGCGUCUACUGUAUUCCCUGUUCUCAUCCCAACCUUGAUUGCCGCGCCUAUGACGGUUUUCAAUGCCAGAGCUUUGGCGUCUCUUGUCACCGUUGCUGGUCAUGCCUUGAGCAAACGCCUCAUUGUCAUCCUUGGAGCAUUAGUGAAGGUUUUGGAAGAAGACCAAGACGAUGAACUACGGAACGCUAUUGACGAGGCUGUGCGUGCACUUUUAGCCUCAAUAGAAGACCCGGAGGGUUUGAACACCUUGAUGUUACUCCUUCUUGGAUGGGCCAAGAGUGAUGCGCCAAAACGGCGGAUUAGCUCCUGCAAUCUCUUUGCAGUGUUCUGCGAGGAAUCUGACCUAGAUUCGUCGUUAUACCGUGUUGACUGGGUCCGACAGCUUGUUUCACUCUUCGAUGACCAAGAGGUUUCAGUCCACACUGCGGCUUGGCAGGCAUUUGAUGUAUUCGUCAAGUCAGUGCCAAAGGAUGAGCUGGAGUCCCUCGUAGUCCCCCUGCGCCGGACGAUCGAGAGCACUGGUGCACCUGGCCGAUAUGUUCCUGGUUUCAGUCUGCAAAAGGGAGUCGCACCCGCCGUCCCCAUCAUUAUUGCUGGUCUCACGAAUGGCAGCAACGAACAACGUGAAAAUGCAGCAUACGCUAUCGGAGACUUGGUGGAACGGACGGAGGAGUCGGCUAUCAAACCUUUCGUGGUACCAUUCACUGGGCCCCUCAUUCGUGUUGCAACACAAGCAACCACAUAUCCUCCUGGUGUGAAGACCGCCAUCCUCAGUGCACUGGCCUCCAUGCUCGAGAAAAUUCCCGGUCACGUUAAACCGUUUUUCCCUCAGCUUCAGCGCACGUUUGUCAAGGCAAUCAGCGACACGUCCUCUGCCGUCGUACGAACUCGUGCAGCAGAUGCUUUGGGUAUCCUCAUGCACAGCCAGCCAAGGGUUGAUCCUGUUGUUACGGAGCUUAUUGCUGGUGCGAGAUCCAGCGAGGAGGAGAUUGCUGCUAGCUUCGUCCUUGCAUUGUCGAACGUCGUGAAGAGUUCUUCUGUGCACGGUGGCAUUGGUGAUAAGGCUAGGGAAUCCUGCAUUGAACUUGUCAACGACGCAUUCCGGGAAAUACACGAGGAUCACUACGUUCAGGCAACAGCCACGUUGAUAGCCUCAUUGUCAGCAAAUCCGCAAUCACUGAAGCCGAUUGUAAAUGCAUACUUGAUCUCUGGAACACCUCCAUCAGCCCUAGCAUCGCAUGCCAUCCUUGCUGUCCUAUCUCCCGAUUCGGACGACUACUUGGAGCCAGCAGCCACGCUGUUCGCUAAACUAGGGCUCUUACGCAGUGUAGCUUUGAAAGUCAAAGAAAGCUAUCAAGUUUGGAAUAAAUAUCCCCAUAGUUCAACAAGUGUAAAACACGAGAAGAAGGCGGAUGCAUUCGGAACUAAACUUCGAUUACAUAUCCUGGUGAUGAUCACUCGUUCAGACCAAAUUAUUCCUACAUGGAUUGUAAUUUGUGGCUGCUCAACUGAGGAUUUGGCCCGCGGAUAA
Suillus subaureus is the source of this 7704-nucleotide messenger RNA. RefSeq names its product armadillo-type protein. Gene Ontology annotation, molecular function: protein kinase regulator activity. The coding region runs from base 1 to 7704 and encodes 2567 amino acids. Lineage: Eukaryota; Fungi; Basidiomycota; Agaricomycetes; Boletales; Suillaceae. Gene Ontology annotation, cellular component: cytosol. Gene Ontology annotation, biological process: regulation of translation; cellular response to amino acid starvation. The transcript is spliced from 29 exons. The record is from RefSeq and is a predicted model, not a curated record.